CAAUGUCCUGCUCGCAGUCUGCGCACGUGAUGAACAGCCGCGAUCUGAGGUGGUUUUCGACAGGUAAAAAAUUACUAAACGAAUUCAUGGUAUUCAUAUUCUUUCUCUGUCAAUUAUUCAUGACGUACAUGAUCACGUCGUCGACCGCGGUUUCCGAGGAAUUUUCCAAAAUGAGCGUUAACGUCGCUUCGGCGGUGCACAAGAAAGCCAACGGGGCAAACAACUGGAUGAAAUUCACCAACAACACCACUCCAUCGCCUGCCCUUCUCAACAAAACCGCCGUCCAGAAUCCGGAAAAGAAAGACAUUGAGGUUGUGGCGAUCGAUUGUGAAAUGGUCGGCAUAAAUCCUGACGGGCAAGGUAAUAUGUUGGCACGAGUUUCUAUCGUCAACUCCAAAGGGGAAACCAUCUAUGACAAGUUUGUAAAACCUACACAAAAUGUUACCGACUACCGUACCCCGGUUAGUGGUGUUCGACCAGAAGAUAUCGAGAAUGGUGAAAAUUUUAUCAGAGUCAAAAAAGAAGUUACACAACUUCUGAAAAACAAAUUGUUGGUUGGCCACGCUAUAGGACACGAUUUAAAGGUAUUGAGGCUCACCCAUCCUAAACACAUGAUCAGAGACACUUCGACUUAUUGGAAGUUUAGACAGCUGACCGAAGGUCGCACCCCUGGAUUAAAACGUCUCACGUUGCAUUUUCUUGGUGCCAGUAUACAGGAUGGCGAACACAGUUCCGUGCAAGACGCUAAAGCAGCCUUACAAUUGUACAUGUUAGCCCGUAAAGAUUGGGAGAUUAUCCUGAAAAAGAGGAGAAGUCGCCCAAGGAACGGAAAUAAACCUCACGGCCAACAGCGUAGAAAAUAGUAAUAGUUGAAUUAAUUGGAUUAUUCGUUAUUUUGCUAAUUACGUUUAAUAAGACUGCUACUAUGUGUGGACAAUGCCAAUAAAGAAUAAGAACAUUUAAAUUACAUUGUACCGUUUGGUAUUUCUGUCACAAACCCGAUGAGAAACUAUUUUUACUUCGUUCACUUUAAAAUUUGUUUUUUUAAGUGAUUUUCAAUUAAUACUGUGAUUUAUGUUAAUCAAUAACAGAUAUUUUGAAAUGUUGUAAAUUAAAUUGUAAUUUAAUUUAUUUGUAAAUAAACAAUGUUGGAGAUUCUGGAUUAAUAUUA
Molecule: messenger RNA, 1171 nt
Organism: Adelges cooleyi (spruce gall adelgid)
Lineage: Eukaryota; Metazoa; Arthropoda; Insecta; Hemiptera; Adelgidae
Product: RNA exonuclease 4
Exons: 2
Coding region: 3-863 (286 amino acids)
Biological process (GO): rRNA processing
Cellular component (GO): nucleus
Molecular function (GO): nucleic acid binding; 3'-5' exonuclease activity
Source: RefSeq, a predicted model, not a curated record